This is a messenger RNA of Daldinia caldariorum, 822 nucleotides long. RefSeq names its product putative short chain dehydrogenase. Gene Ontology annotation, molecular function: oxidoreductase activity, acting on the CH-OH group of donors, NAD or NADP as acceptor. Bases 1 to 822 code for a protein of 273 amino acids. NCBI's taxonomy places the organism in Eukaryota, Fungi, Ascomycota, Sordariomycetes, Xylariales, Hypoxylaceae. The record is from RefSeq and is a predicted model, not a curated record. The transcript has 5 exons.
AUGCCUUCCUACGUCAUUACCGGAGUUGCCAGGGGAAUCGGCUACGAAUUUGUUCGUCAGCUAUCGCAAGACCCAAGAAACACUGUUAUCGGAGUAGUCCGAGACAAGCAACAGACGAUUAAGAAAGUGUCUGAGGAUGCAACCCUGAAGGGGCGUUCCAAUAUACACAUCUUAGAGGCCGAUCUGACUAGCUAUGAGGCUGUAAAGAGAGUUGCUGGCGAAGCUGCUAAAAUUACCGGCGGAAGUGUUGACUACUUGAUCGGAAACGCGGGUUACAUCUCGCAGUUCGAUGCCUAUGAACCCAUUGGAGUCUUGGGUAACGAACCCCAGAAGCUCGAGGAAGAGCUGGCCAAGCUUAUCAACAUUCACGUUGUGGCAAACAUUCACCUCAUCAACGCAUUCAUUCCGCAGAUCCUCAAGGGCCACGCCAAGAAGGUCAUAGUUCUCUCGUCCGGCUUCGCGGACCUGGACUUGACUAACAAAUUUGAUUUGAACCUCAGCUCCCUCUAUUCCAUCAGCAAGGCCGCAUCGAACAUGGCCGUAGCUAAGUUCAGCGCUCAGUAUAAGACGGACGGAGUCCUGUUCCUGAGCAUCACUCCUGGAAUGGUGGAAGUAGGCCACUACGUCAACUCAACCCCCGAGCAGUUGCAGAAACUGGGCAGUGGCCUUGGCAAGUUUGCCGAAUACGCGCCUAACUUCACCGGUCCAAUCAGCCCAGAAGAAGCCGUUAAGUUGGUGAGGUCGGUUUGGGAAAAGGCCAGCAUCGAAAAUGGAAGUGGUGGUGACUUCCUCUCUCAGUUCGGAAACAAGCAAUGGUUGUGA